GCCAUUUUGCUCAGCACGCUAUGUGAGGAUCACAUACCAAAGCGUUGCGAAUAUAUAUUCUAUUUCGUUUUAAAGAGGACGAAAUAGCUCAUAAUGGAGGCCGUUAGAGCUUUCAACAAUGAGCUCUCCUCAUUAUAUGAGGUUCGGCCUCCUAUUUCACGUGCCAAAAUGGCAAAUGUCACUAAAUGUGCCAUUAAGGCCAUCAAGUUCUACAAGCAUGUUGUUCAAAGUGUGGAAAAGUUCAUUCAAAAGUGUAAACCAGAGUACAAAGUUCCCGGUUUGUAUGUGAUAGACUCCAUAAUCAGACAAUCCCGCCACCAGUUUGGUUCUGACAAAGAUGCAUUUGCCCCAAGGUUUACCAAGAAUAUAGUCUCCACCUUCCAGAAUUUGUUUAAGUGUCCCCCAGAUGAGAAGAGCAAAGUUGUCAGGGUACUUAACCUUUGGCAGAAAAAUAGUGUCCUUCCAGUGGAUGUGAUUCAGCCUUUAUUGGAUCUUGCUGCUGAACCCAAUAAUGUAGACAGGGUGUUAACUGCUCAACGUGCUGUGGAGAAGGUGGUGACUGCACACCAGCAGAAGAGCCAUGGUGGUCCAGGGGCAGGACCGGCACAUGCAGGGGCCAGCUCCAACAUGGAGACGAAGCCAGCUCCACAGGAUGUCCUGGCAACACAGAAUGACAUGCUGGCUACUGUCACCAAGCUACUACAACAGACAGAUGAGCAGGGAGCAACUAGCCUGAGCUCCCAGCAGCAUCAGCUGCAACAGCUGCAUAUUCUACAACAGCAGCUGAUGCAGCAGACCGAGCUUAUGCAGAAGCCACAAGAAGCUGGGCCCAUCAUUGACAACAACCUACUGGCACAGAUCCAAACACUUACCAACCAGCUGCUCAGCAAGACAGGAGGAGAAGGGAAGGGGCCACCAGAACCAGGCUUCAACAAGAAACUGCUUGACUUUGACUAUGGCGAGAGUGAUGAGGAUGAUGAGAGGAGGGAGGGUGGUGGUCACCAGGGAGGAAUUCCUGGGUACGGCAAUGUUCAGAACAUCCUGAAUGACCCCACCAUCAUGCAGCAUAUUCACCAGAUGUCGCAGUCUCUGCAGAAGUCGGGGCAGCUGCAGUCCGACAUGGCAACCCAGGAGCAGCUGCACAAGAAGAUGCUGCUGCAGCAACAAGAGGAGUUUGACAAGGAGAUCAAUCAGAGCCACAAAGGGGCGUUUGUGCCAAUUGGAAUGGACAUGCCACAAACCAUGCCGUAUGGUAAUCUGAAUCAGUCCCAUGGAGAAGAAAUGGAUCUGGAUACCAGUCACGAUGAGAAGAAAGAUGAUGACCACGAUCAUCGCCGUAGCUCCCACAGGUCACGGGACAGGUCACGAUCACCAAAAAGACGCAAGAGGUCAAGGUCAAGAUCUCGUGAAAGAAGGCGGAGGUCAAGGUCAAGGGAUCGGCAUCGAAGGUCAAGAUCUCGUGAUCGAGACAGAGAACGACAGAAAGAGAAGGAAAAGGAGCGCAGGAAAAAGGGAUUGCCUUUAAUAAAAGAAAAACAUAUUAGUGUGUGUAGUACGACUUUGUGGAUAGGUCAUAUAUCCAAGUAUACUACGGAAGAGGAACUGCGAGAAGAAAUAGAAAAAUAUGGUGUUGUAGAAUCUGUAAAUAUGAUUCCCCCAAGGGGAUGUGCGUAUGUGUGUAUGGCGAGAAGAAAAGAUGCCUAUAAGGCUGUGGAAAAGAUGGCGAGAGGGUGCAAGAUAAAUGGGAGUACUAUUAGAAUUGCGUUUGCUCCUGGAAUCGGUGUAAAGGGUAAUGAGUACAAGGAGGGCUGGCAUGCAGACCUAGGCGUUACUUACAUAGCAUGGAAUAAGCUGCCACUCGAGAUCAACCCUCUUUGUGAAGGAGGGAUGAUUGAUGAGGACUCCCUUCCCACACACCUCCGAGGUAUGAAGUUUGGUCGGCAAGAGGAGCCUGAUCAGGAUAGUCAGGGAGCUCCUGUGCAAGCUGAGCAGACACAGCAGACUAUUCAAGCUCAGCCACAGUUUGGGGGACCUCUGCCAGGGGUGGUGCCUGUGAUGACCCACAUGAUGCCCCCAGUGAUGAUGCCAGUGCCUGGUCAAAUGCCCCCAACCCAGAUGCCCCCCGGGCAGUUACAACCUGGCCAGAUGCCCCCGGGGCAGAUGCCACCACGACAAAUGGGUGCCGGUCAGCUCCAGCAAGGGCAGAUGCCUCAAGGUCAGCUAGCCCCGGGGCAGAUGCCACCCGGAAUUCCACCACAGAUUUGUCUGCCCCAAGGACCCGCCCCAUCACAAGCUCAGACAAUUCCACAUCCAGGAUCAUUAGGCACCAUGCCUGGUGGUCUGAGACCACCAGCUCAGGCAAUGACCGUUGUGUCCCUCGGUAGCAAGCCAUUGGAGACUGCUAGUGCUCAGCUAAGUCAGGCCAUCCACAACAUAAUGUCAACAUCCAUCCCAACCCCUGGUAUUCAGCAACCACCCCGAGGAGCUCCUCGUCCUGGCUUUCCUCCUCAACAUGGAAGCUUCCCCAGCUUCAAUCCAAAUGUGCCUCCACCAAAUUUCAGAAUGCCAAUGCCAGGGACCCCCGUCAGGUUACCAUUUGGUGCUCCAGGACAACCUGUGAAGCCAGCUGAUGAUAGUGAAAGUGAUAAAGGAAUGGACUGGAGUGGUGACAAUGAACCAGAAGACAAAGAUGAACGAAUGGGUGGUUCUGGUCCUGUAACUGGCUUCCCUCCUCGUCAACCAUUCGGCCCCCCAGGUUCACAAAACAUGCCAACAUCUCAAGCUGUGUCACUGCCAUCACUGAUGGGAAGCCCAAUGGGGCAUGGUCCACGACCACUUAUAUCAAUAGCUCAGAUGCCAGGAAUGCCACCUCGGCCUCAAAUGACUGUUGGACCCAGACCAAGCUUAAUGGGUCCUGGUGACCAACAAGGAAUUGUGCUUCAAGGACCACCUGGUACCCCAACACGUCAACCAGGACCAGGAGGACCACCUGUUUCACUAACAGGGCCAGGUGGACCAUUAAUGCCUGGUGGACCUCGAGGUCCAGCUGUUGGUCUGAGUCCAAGAGGUUUCCCAGGACCUGGUGGACCCCGACCUGGUCUGUUAGGUUUCAGACCAGGUCUCCCAGGACAAGGGUUCAGGUUUGCUUCCCCACAAGGUGGGCCCCCAGGGGCACCACCCAACUUUAGGGGACCGAGACCUCCAUUUGGUAUGGGACCUGCCCCUGAUAUGGAAAGACCAUUCCAGGAUGGGCCCCCAGGUGUAGAUGGGCCCGAGUUUAAUCAUGGUGAAAAAAUGGAAAGGUUUGGUGGCAGUGGAAGACCUCCACCUCUUAUGAGUUUAGAAACUGAAAUGGACAGGUGGAACUCAAAUGAGAGGAGAAAUUCUGGUGAAAAUAUGCAACAAGGUGGUUUUAGAAGAGACUUCGAUCAAGAUGAUGAUGAAUUCAGCGAAAACAGAUUUGGUCGGGACCGUGACAUGGCUAGAGAUGUGGGGCGAGAUCGUGAUAUGAACAGGGAACGGGGAAGAGAUUUCAGAGGUCGAGAACCUGGUAGAGAUAGGGGAGGAUUUGGACAGGGUGGUCAGUUCUUGUACAGAGAUAGAAAUGACCGUAGUCCAAGAAAUGAGCGUGGUGGUCCUGAGCGUGGUGCUCCUGAGCGUGGUGGUGGUGGUCCUGACCGUGGUGGUGGUGGUGGUCCUGACCGUGGUGGUGGUGGUGGUGGUCCUGAUCGUGAAAGAGAUCGUGAAAGGGACAGAGACUAUGAAAGAGAUAGAGAAAGAGAUCGGGACAGGGACCGAGAUCGUGAUCGCGAUAGAGACAGGAGAGGUGGACGCCAUGAUGAGAGGGAUCACCGUGACAGGACAGAUCGUUCUAGAGAUCGAGAAGGUGAAACAAAACCUAGCACAAGGGCAAGAGAUCGUUCUAAUCGCCAGAGUAGAUGGAGUCAAGUUGUCCAGGGAGAAGAUGAUGCUGCCCCUGUAGUGUCUGAAGCUAAUUUGGCAGUAGCAGAAACGGGUGGUGACUCCUCCAAUAAUUCUGCUGCUCCUCCAGUUGCUGCAGCUGCCAUUCCUGAAAGUGAAGCAGGUUUAGCCUCUGUUAGUGAAGCAGGUGAAGCUUCUCAACCACCUGCUGGAGAUGUCAAAGAUGUGACACCGUCUGAGGUGCCUGCUGCACCAGUUGAUGCUCCUGCCCCAGUUAUUGUUCCUGCAGAUACACAGGAAUCAGCCACAGAGAGGUCUGUAGAAGCACAGGACAUUACACAAGCAGCAGAAUCUUCACAAGUCACUGAAUCCUCUGUUCACAGUGUUGAUAAACCAAGUGAAAGCUCACCUGUUCCUGAGGCUUCUGCAACACUUGAAUCUUUUACAGCAGCACAAGAGUUUAACACUGUGUGUGAACCAACCGAAACAUCAAGUGAAGAUGUCUCACAGUUAGAUUCCAAACCCAAUCCAGAGACACAAAGUAAUUCAGUUCCUGUUAAUCAUGGAGAUACUAACAACCAUCAUGCAAAUCUAGUUGAUUCAUCAAGUGUGCAUGAAGCACCCCCUGACACUGUUAGCAAUCAUGAUAUUACAAAUGACAAUGGUGAUGUUCACUCUUCACAAAGUUUAUCUGAAAGUAAACCCCUAGUAGAGACUACGAAUGGGCCUGAUGCCAUGGACUCUGAAAUGAAUAACGGUCCUAUUGAACCUGUGAAAGUAGUGAAAGACAUUGAGGAGCCUGAAGCAGACAAUGUUGUCACACCACCAGGGGAUAUGGAGACUGAGGGCACGGUAGCUAGCUAGUGUCGUUGCUCCCUACGUGGAUGUGAUCUGUGUGUUCCCAACUGUGCUUCUAGAAUCAUCUCAUUCAUCACUCAUCUUCAUACUGUAAUUAUGCUGUAUCCAAAGGAUGAAUGAUGUCUUCAGAUUGCUGCAGACACCGUAUUAAUUUGUACAUAUUGUGAAAGUUGUUUUAUCUGAUGAUUUAAAUGACAACACACAUUCUAGGUACACUCAGAUUUUUAUUACAAGAUGCAGUUUUACUCAAAUCAUGCUAUGAUCAUCAGGAAAGACUUGUUGAAAAAGCCAUUUCAAGAAAUUUUUUUUAUCUUCAAAUAAACUCACAUCCUAUGUUCUUAUUUGUCAAUGUUAUGAAAUGAUUAUGCUGAGAGAAAUUGAAUAAUUUAAGUCAUCUCUUUA
This is a messenger RNA of Haliotis rubra (blacklip abalone), 5181 nucleotides long. RefSeq names its product SR-related and CTD-associated factor 4-like. Gene Ontology annotation, cellular component: nucleus. Gene Ontology annotation, molecular function: RNA binding. The record is from RefSeq and is a predicted model, not a curated record. The transcript is spliced from 17 exons. Bases 94 to 4785 code for a protein of 1563 amino acids. Lineage: Eukaryota; Metazoa; Mollusca; Gastropoda; Lepetellida; Haliotidae.